AUCAUGUGUGCAACAUAUAAGUAUCAUCCUACCACGAGGAGGUCAGUAUGUGUCACAGUAUUGCAGUGGAAGUUACCGGCAUCAUUUGACUAACACAAACAUCGUUUGAAAGUUAAGAAUAUCUUACAGAAUUUUGAAAAAAGUAACAAAAAUAUAAAAAUUGUUAUGUUAAGAAUUAAAAAUAAAAAAGAACAUGAUUGAUUACAAUUAUUAUUUAGUGAUUGUGGGUAAUAGCUUUUAAUAUUUCUAACUAUGAAGAAAUAGUUUGUAUACAUAAAAGUGAUUCAUUUUUAAAGAAAUUACAAAUAAAUAAUAAUCGAAAGAAAAAAGCCAAAGAUUAAAAAAUGUGAUAUGUGAUCAUGUUAAUUAAUUUAGAGAUAUUUCGAGAUUUAUAUUUUGUCGAUUUUCAUACUGUGAAUUGACGUCAAUUUUUUUUGUUAAUUAUUAUCAAUUACUUGUUAAGGAUUAUUGUUCUCCAAUAAUGAGAUGUAUAUUGUGCAAAUGCAUAAGAUAUCAACGAUUAAAAUUAUAAAUUAUUAAUGAUUGAAAUUAUUAAUCAAUUAUACGAAUUACAAAAGACAAUGAAAUUAUAUAAAUAAUUAUUAAUUAAAUUGACAGUAAAACAGAAAUUAAGCAAAGAAGAAAUAUGUAAUAAAAAGUUCUGAUUAAAAACAUACGAUAAAAUACCUAUAUAGAUACAAAAUACAUGCAUUUUGAAAUAUCAAUUAUAGAGGUCGUGAUUAUCUGAAGAUAUCAUGUCGCACAACGAAUUUAUGGAUCUACCUUGAAGAUCAAAUAUGAAAAACUGGAAUAUUUAUAUUUUUUCUGAUGAAUCAGAAACAUUCAAAUCUUUUCAGAUUGGAAAAAGUGAUUGGAAAAAUCAUAAAAUAGUAGGCUAUUUCAUAAUUGAAAAAGAAAGGCUAAAUAACAGCCUCAACAUGAUCGAUUUCCAUUUAUUCGACGAUUGAUCAGAUGUGAUUAUCAUGAGUUGUACAUGUAAAUGUCGAUCGAAUCGGAAUCUAACUUUUCAUCGAUUUAUCGUUUUCUAUCGAUACAUUAUCGAUCGAUCAGCAAGUGAAAUAAAAUUAUAAGUUAAAAAAAUAUUUAUUGAUCAAUAUGGUUGCAUUUAAUUUCAUAAUAAUUAAUCUUUCUAAGAAAGAUUGUUACUAAGAAAGAAUUUCCGGUUCUGAUAUUGUAAUAUUACAUAUAACAAUUCAGUAAGUUUCUUGUUUAUUUUUCAAUCUGUAAUUUGCAUAAUCGCCAAUGAAAACAUUUAUAAAACUAUUAUCAUUCAAUAUUAAUAAUAUGAUUGUAUAAAAAGUUGUUUUUAUGAUUAACGUGUUGUAAAUUAAUAUCAUUAAAAUGAAAAAAUUGAAUUUGCUCUUAGUUAAAAAAGAUUGCAUUCUAUCAUUUGGAUGUACAGAAUGACAGCAUUGAUCAAGAUUGUCGCGAAAUGUGCAUUUUUUUUAAAUAUCAUCGAUGACAGAGAAUUUUUUGGCAUUAUUUAUUAAACUUAAUUAAACGCAAUGGAUAAUAGUGAGCUUCAAGUUGAAGAUGAAACACAGAAUAAUCACAGUAGACGGCAAAGUUUGUCUACUAGCAAUACAAUUAUUACUGAAUCAAGCUCGAAUGAAUCUCAAACAAAUGUGAUUGCAACGGAAAGAAGAAAUUCGCCAUCGAAAGCAUCAUCAACUAGUUCUUCACCCCAAAAAACGACAACCUCAGUAAUAUCAAAUUCUCCUACUAUGAAAAGCGUAAAAAUUGGAAAUAACAAAGAAAUAAUAUACGAAAUGAAUAAAAAUGGUAUUCAAUCAAAUGAGUCGCCAAAAGUUAACAAGAAAUUAUCUAGAACUAAUAUUUAUUCAUCGGGAACAAAUUUGACUGCUCGGGACGCUUUUGGUCCUAAACUUACAGUACCAACAACACCAGAAGAUACACCACCAUUACCAGGAACACCAAUAUUUUCUAAUGAUGUACCAAGAAAUUCUUUGUUACAAAAGGAUUCAUCUUCAGAAACAGAAAUAGAUCCUGAAACACUUUAUUUUCGAGACGGUCGUAGACGCAUUGAUAUGGUUCUGGUAUAUCAUGAAGACAAUAAUGGAGUAAUGACUGAAUUAGAAGCGCGUCGAAAGGAGCAAAGACGUGUUUUUCAACAGAAUUUAUUAAAAGAAGGUUUGCAAUUAGAAUUAGAACCAAAAGAAAAUUCUUUUGACGGAAAAACUUAUUUCUUAAAGUUACACAUUCCAUGGAAAAUUAAGGUUCAAUAUGCUGAAGUAAUGAAUUUGAAAUUACCCACUAAAAGAUUUAUCACUAUAUCUGUUAAAGCUUGGCAAAGCAAUGAGGAUGUAAAAGAAAGUCCGAAAUUUUGGGAAAGAUGGAUACAAUGGAUAAAAGAGAUACAUACUUGGGAUACAAAGAAGUAUCCGGAAGAACCUAGUUUUUAUAAUAGCAUUGAUUCUGGUGAUCGAGAAGAAAGAUUUGUAGUAAAAGAUAGAGAUACAGCUUAUACUCCUGCUCAAAGAUCUUUAAUAGUAAUGCAAAUUUUAUUAAGAGCACGAUAUGAUGAAAAUCACGAAAAAGCAGGUAUCCGAAGACUUUUAGCAGAUGGCACUUAUCUUGAUUGUUAUUCUCUGCACGAGGGUCCGUAUAACAAACCUGGAUUAAGUGGUGAAAAUUUAGAUAGACACUUAUUAUACUUAAUAUGGGCCAGACCUUCGCAAUGGUACAAAAGACAACCUUUAUGGUUAAUCAGACGAUAUUUUGGAGAAAAAGUAGCUCUUUAUUUUGCAUGGCUAGGAUUUUACACAAAAUGUUUAUACGCACCAGCGAUUGUUGGCCUUUUGUGUUUUAUGUAUGGUGUAGGAAGUAUGGAUGGACCUGACAAUGUACCGAGUAGAGAAAUAUGUGAUUAUAAUAUAGCAGCCACGACAUUUCUUGAACUAUGGAAACGAAGACAAGCUGUGAUAAUUUGGGAAUGGGAUCUUCAAAACGUUGAAAGCGAAGAAGAACCUCGACCUGAAUUUGAAACUACAGUAAAAACAUUUCGAAUAAAUCCUGUGACCAGAGAAAGAGAACCUUAUUUACCAGUAUGGUCUAAGGCUUUACGUUCUUGUGCUACGGGUUCUAUAGUAUUUUUUAUGAUAUGCGUUGUUUUGGGUGCUGUACUGGGAACUAUUAUUUCUCGAAUAUCGCUAGUAUCCGUAUUUUAUGAAGGUGGAGGUCCAUUUUUACAGAAACACGCAAAGAUUUUCACCUCUAUGACUGCAGCCCUUAUUAAUUUAGUGAUUAUUAUGAUCCUUACACGAGUGUAUCAUCGUUUAGCACGAUGGAUGGUGAACAUGGAAAAUCCUAGAACACAGACUGAAUAUGAAUCUAGUUUUACAUUCAAGAUAUUUUUAUUCGAAUUUGUCAAUUUCUAUUCAUCCCUUAUUUAUAUAGCCUUCUUUAAAGGAAGGUUUUAUGUUCAUCCUGGAGAUGCCGAUGCAAGAGCUACAGAAUUUUCUCGUAUAAAAACAGAUGUGUGCGAUCCAGCUGGAUGUUUGUCGGAACUUUGUAUACAACUUGCUAUUAUAAUGGUAGGCAAGCAAUGUUUCAAUAAUUUUGUAGAAAUAUUAUCACCAAAAAUGUGGAAUUGGUGGCGUAAAAGAAAUCAUAUUGCUGCUACGAAAGAUCAUGGCAGACCGUACACUUACUGGGAGAAAGAUUAUCAAUUGCAAGAUCCUGGAAGACUCGCGCUCUUUGAUGAAUAUUUGGAAAUGAUUUUACAAUAUGGAUUUGUGACUUUGUUCGUCGCUGCAUUUCCAUUAGCGCCAUUGUUUGCGUUAUUAAACAAUAUAGCUGAAAUACGAUUAGAUGCAUAUAAAAUGGUAAAAGAAGCGAGAAGACCAUUAGCAGAAAGAGUGCAAGAUAUAGGAGCUUGGUACGGCAUAUUACGUGGAGUAACUUACGUUGCUGUAGUAUCAAAUGCAUUCGUUAUUGCAUACACAUCAGAUUUCAUCCCUCGUAGCGUAUAUGCUAUUGUUUACUCACCCACGGAAGAUUUAGUGGGUUACAUUGAUAGUUCUUUAUCAGAAUUUAAUACAUCAGAUUAUCGAGAUGAUAUGAAAAGCGAUAUGGAUACUCAUCAUCCGGAAACAUGUCAAUAUAGAGGCUACAGAAAUGGACCGGACCAUGCUAACGAUCCAUAUGGACUAAGCCCGCAAUAUUGGCAUGUUUUCGCAGCUCGUUUAGCCUUCGUUGUUGUUUUUGAACACAUUGUUUUCGCUUUAACUGGCAUAAUGAGUUAUGUAAUACCAGCCGUGCCUCGUUCUUUGGCAACUCAACUUCAACGAGAACGUUUACUUGCUCAAGAGGCUAAAUAUGAAAAAGGUAUAAAAAGUAGAGAAGACGAUGAUGAUAUUUUAUCAAUGCUUAGAGAAGCAGGUAGCAUUGGAAGAGCUGCAGGUGGUGGUAGAGGUAGUUGGGCAAGACGCUUUAGUAAAUUAAGUGAUGGUUUAGAUGCCCAUGUUGAUGUAGCUUCCAGAUACAAUAGAAACAGUGACGGUUCGACUGUAUGGGAGGUAACAUGAUUUUAAAAUAGAUUCAUAGAUAUAGAGAUUGUAUUACUUUCUUGAGAUACUUAAAAAAUAUUUUUUAAAUGCCUCGCUUAUUUGUACAAAAACUAUUUACUUGUAUCGUUAUGUAAAUAAUAUUUAUGAUAGUAAAAUCCUAUAUAAAUAUCGGAAUAACAAGUACAAAUAAAUAGAAUAUUAAUUAUGAUAUUUUAAAAAAUUACAUAAAAUAUGCGAACAAGAAACAAAAAACAAUCAAAUCAAAUGUGAUGUUGUAAUAAAUGCCAAAUGUAUAUCAAUACUUUUCAAAGAUAUACCGAAAAUCAUUUUAAAAAUUUUUAAUAUUUGAUCAUACGACUAAAUAUAUGUGUGACUUAAAUAAUACUUUCAGUAUUAAUAUAUACGUAAUUACAAAAAACUUCUUUUAUAAUAUAUUGAAUAUGGUACUCUAUUUUCUAUAAAAUUAUUAAUAAAAUUUCUAUAAAAUAAUUUUUAAAUCAUAAUAUUACAUAAUAGAAAUACGAAAGUACUGGUUAAUAAAAAAUAUAAAUAAUAGCCGAAUUGUGUUUCUCUUCAUUAUCAGCUAUUAAAUAUUUUUUAAUGUGAAGGAUAAAGGAUUUUCUCAAAAUUUACACAAUAUACUCUUUAUUGUACAUAAUUUCAAUAUUUCAUUUUCCAUUUUAUGCUUGACAUUAUUACAAUAAUUACUAUAGAAUAUAUUUAUAAUAAUAUACAUGUACAUAUUUACUUUUUUUUUUUGCUAUUGAUUCACGAUUUAUAUGUAUAAUUUUAUAUGCAUAUUGGCAUAUAAUUCAUUCCAUACUGCACUUUCUUGCGUCUUCUGCUUCCUUUUUAAAAUCUAAAAGUGUAUCACAGUUGUGUUGAGGGAUAGAUAGGGAUCUUUUUUUUACUUUUUUCUUGUUUUAAAGAAAAGGAGACCAUUCGGAUGACUGAAAUCGAUACAUAGUCCAUUCAGUCAGAUCUCCGGAUCUGAUGGACACUUGAACUUAAAAUUUGUUAGCCAUAAUUCUAAUAAAUGAAUGCGAUGAAAUGUAUCCUACAUUCCUCAAUCUAUUUAUAUAAUAUGCAAUAUUUAUCCUAUUUAUACAAUCAUCUACAUCUUUUUCAAAAAUAUAUCGUUAUAGGCGUUUAAAUGGCAAAUCAUAAAAAUGUAAUUCAUCAUUUCAUAUGCAAUUUUAGAAGUGAGAAAGAAUCUUCAUAUUUUUUUAUUUGCUUCUUUUUAUUCUAAAUUUUCUACGAAUAAAAUCAUUUGUAGCGAUCCAUCUUAUAAUAACAUAUAUUUUUGUAAUAUUAUUGCUUUUGUGCUAAAUUUACAUUUUUUUGGGCAUUUCGUAGAAAAGUGUGUGUAUAUAUAUACACACAUACACGUGUAUACGCAUACAUACGUGUGAUAAAGUUAUUUAUUAGAUAAAAUGUUUUUUGUAAAUAAAUGUUUUCGCCCCUAUAUUAUUGCAGAAAUAAUUUUUGGUUUUUCUUUGCUUAUUUUUAUCAGUAUGUGUAUUAGAACUAACAUGCAUUAUAUUGCGAUAUAUGAUUCAGAUAUGCAAAAUUAUCAAAGAAAUUCUCUUCUGUUAAUUUAUAAAAAUAUUUUGUAGAUUUGAAUAACAGAGAUUGAUAUAUAUAUAUAUUUUUUUUUUUUUAGUUAGGCAAACUGUACAAAUUUCAUUUUUAGAUAUCUUUCAAAGAUGAAUGGCUUCAACUUAGUUUAUUCAAUCGAACAGGAUAUAAAGCCUUAUAUUUACUAUAUAGUCACUAUAUAGUCACUAUAUAUUUGGUAAAAAAACCUCUAAAAAUAUACUAUAUGCGAUAAAACAUUCUAUAUCCUUUCGAAAAAUAAACUUUCAAUAAAAAUAUGUCACAUAUAUUAAAAAGACAAAUUGUAAAAAGGAAUGUAACAGCAUCUCAUCACGUAUAAGCUAUAUCACGAUAAAAUUUUCGUUGAAUUAUUCUCUCGCAUCAAUGCAUUUACCAAUUAUGCUUCAAAUAUUUGGCUAAAAAAUUGUGGUAAAUACAUUAACAUGGAAUUUUGAAUGCAUUCUUAUGAAAUUUUUUUAUAAAAAUGUUACAGUAUGAAUUUGUAAAAUAUACUGUACAAGCAAAAUAUUCAACUCGACUAAUCCUUCUGAGUGGACUAAAUCUCGAUUUCUAAAUUCCAAAAGAUGCGAUUUAAUUUAGGUAAGAGGUAGGAAGAUGUAACACUUAACUAGAUCCAGGAGGAGCAUUGAAAUUAAACAUGGUAGUUGGUGGACGUCCCGGCAAUGGUUUUGGCGGUAGUCUUGGUGUUACCGAUCCUGAAAUUCAUUAUAAAUAUUGUGAAAAAAUUAUAAUGAAACAAUUAUAUGCAAGAUGAAUUUGGAAAAUUUAAUAUUAAAAUGUAAAAUUUAAAAUAUAAAUUGUAUAAAGAUUUUCAAUUUUAUAUCGGGAUAUUCUUGAUAUAAUCUAAUAUUUUUACCAUUAGGUUGCGUAGGUGGAAGUUUUGUAGGACUGGGCCCAUUGAAAGACAUAUGUCUUCGUGGAUGAACAGUACUCGAACACGUGUUCUCCAACGUCGAAUUCCGCCUAGCGAGUAGCGCUGAACAACUUGGAUUUAACGUUGUAGGAAGGCGAGGUGGUAACAUCACUGGAGGUAAAUCUUUUCGUGGCGGUAAUGGUGGUGGAGACGUACCAUCUCGUGGAGGAAGUAUUGGUGCAUUUGGAGCUUGUCUCGCCUAUAUAUCCAAAAAUAAAUGAUACAAAACAUAUUAUAAUAUAAAAUACAUAAUUUGAAUAAAAAAUAAAUUAAAUGAAUUUUUUUUAAUAAUUUACCUGUUGUGGUGACUCACUAAUAGAACUUUCUCUUUUUCUAUGAGAUCUUGGUGGCAAAGGAGGUGGAGGUUGAAUAGGAGGUAUGUGGUUAGGAGAAGGAGGAGGUGGCAUAGCAGCACUAGGACUUCCACUUGAUGAUGGCAUACCAGUUAAGGCUCCCAUUACACCUAUUGUACCAGAAUUAAAGCCAAAAUGAUUCUGUGGUUGAUGAUGUGGAACUGGCAAAUGACCAGGUGAUCCUAAUUGUGGACUGCUACCUGGUGAGCUGAUCGAAAGUCCCGACAUACUGAGAGGACCUGGUGAACCUGGAGGUUGAGCUGUACCUAUAUUAAUAGUAACAUACAUCUACUAUCUAUCUAAGCAUACUACAUAACAAAAUAAAAAUAAUUUUAUUUAGAAGAAAUAAAAUUUGUAAAAAGCGCAUGCUAAAUUUAAUAUUAUAGUAUACAAACCUCCUAGUAGUACAGGUGCAAAGACUGUGUGGUCCCCUACAUGAGAAACUAUAAUAUGUGAAGUAUGUGGAGGAGUUUCUGGUAAUUCUGGUGGUGGAGCUUCUGGAGGAGGAUCAUGUAAUCUUACACUUGAAGCUACAGCUUGCAAUGGAGCUGGUAAUUUACCGCUUAAACUUCUAGCUUUAAUGCCUGGUGAUUUUAAAUUUAAGUCCGGCCAUUUACGAGACUACAAAAAAAGAUAAUAAUUAGUAAAAAUGAUAUUAUUAUAUGCAUGCUGUACUGUAACAAUUUAAAAAAAACUUACAACUCUAGGAGGUUGUCUACAACCUCUGGGUUCUACUUCUAAACUUUUAUUAUACAAAUAAUUGCUUAUAUCGGCUUCUUUCAUAUUUGGAUCAAAAGGUGACAAAUUCUCAAUGAAAUGUCUUAUUCUAGGCUCCACUAAAAGACAAUACGGUUGAUUUUGAUACUGCUGAAUCUCUCCAGUUAUUUCUGCUACUUUUCGUCGUUUACUAAAGUUUAUAAGUUCUGGACUUCCUCGAAGAUAAUCUGGAUUACCUUCUUCAAUGUGUAAGAUAUUGGUCAGGUACAUGCCUACAAAAAUUUGUAAAAAUUUAAUCAAAUUAAAAAAUUUUAAAAAUUUAACAA
Molecule: messenger RNA, 8476 nt
Organism: Apis cerana (Asiatic honeybee)
Lineage: Eukaryota; Metazoa; Arthropoda; Insecta; Hymenoptera; Apidae
Product: anoctamin-4
Biological process (GO): chloride transmembrane transport
Cellular component (GO): plasma membrane
Molecular function (GO): protein dimerization activity; chloride channel activity
Source: RefSeq, a predicted model, not a curated record